Messenger RNA from Nicotiana tabacum (common tobacco), 1619 nucleotides. RefSeq names its product U-box domain-containing protein 45-like. Gene Ontology annotation, molecular function: protein binding. The record is from RefSeq and is a predicted model, not a curated record. NCBI's taxonomy places the organism in Eukaryota, Viridiplantae, Streptophyta, Magnoliopsida, Solanales, Solanaceae.
ACCGCGCUGUCGGACAAUGACCGUAAAGUUUUUGUACCUCUAAUACUACUGCUAUAUAUAGAUUAAAAAAACAUAUCAUUGAUUUCGAACCUUCUCUAAUUAAUUACUGAUACAUUCUUCUAUUUCUCUAAGCCUAUUUCCUGAUCGAUCGAGCUACACUAACACUACAAUGUCUUUCUCCAUUGUUGAAAAAACACUUUACCUCGUUCAUUCGGAAGAUCCAAUUUUGAAAGUAGAGGGUGCUCGGGUUAUUCGCCGACUAACAAAGAGUUCCCUACGUUACCGGCGUCAUUUCUCUGACGCCGUCAAACCCCUUGUUGACAUGCUUCGUUCUACUUCCUUUGAAUUCAUUGAAGCUGCUCUUCUUGCCCUCCUCAAUCUCUCCGUUAAAGAUGAAGGAAACAAGAAAAGUAUCAUAGAAGCUGGCGCCUUGGAACCAAUUAUUGGCUUUCUUCAAUCAGAAAAUGCAAGUCUACAGGAUUAUGCAACUGCUUCAUUGCUUACAUUAUCAGCAUCUUCUGUAACGAAGCCGAUCCUUAGUUCUUUCGGUGUCAUCCCUCUACUUGUGGAUAUUCUAAGACGCGGUAGCUCACACGCCAAGGUUGAUUCUAUAUUGACUCUUUACAAUCUUUCAACUUAUCAAGGAAAUUUAACAUUGAUUCUUGAAACAGAGCCAAUUCCUUCCAUAAUUUCUCUGCUCAAAUCGUGUAAAAAGUCAUCAAAAACUGCUGAAAAAUGUACUGCUCUUAUAGAAUCACUAAUGUGCUACGAGGAAGGUAGGAACGCGUUGACGUCUGAAGAAGGAGGGAUUUUUGCAAUAGUAGAAGUGCUUGAAAUUGGAUCUUUGCAAAGUAGAGAACAUGCUGUAGGAGCUCUGCUGACGAUGUGUCAAAUUGAUCGGUGUAAAUACCGGGAAUUAAUUCUUAGAGAAGGUGUAAUGCCUGGACUUCUUGAGCUGACUGUUAAAGGGACAACUAUAUCUCAAGAAAAAUCACAAAUACUUUUAAGGUUGCUUAGAGACACUCCUUAUAAGAGGUCUGAGCUUAAACCUGACACACUGGAGAACAUUGUUUCAAAUCUUAUAUCUCAAUUAGAUGGAAAUGAGCAAACUGGAAAAGCGCGAGGUUUGCUUGCUGAAGUGAUACAAGUUAGUAUGGAUCAAAGUUUGAGACAUUUACACCUAAGGGAAAUGGUUUUUACUCCAGUUGAUUUGUCUGUUUCUAGUGGCGCUUCAGAGAUCUCUUCAACGUGAUACAUUUUGGUAUAUUAGAGUGAUCUCUUUGUUUUUCUCUUCCGAGGUCCUCUAUUUUUCCUCCUGCAACCAUGUUAUUGCGUUGAGAUUAAAUUUUUGUGGUCGAAAAAUUUGAUAUUCUAGACAUGCACAGUGAGAAUUCAUAUAGUCGACCACAACCUGUUUGAAACUGAGGUGUAAUUAUUACUGUUAGUUUGGAUAAGGCCAGUCGCAGCCAUUCUUGGCCCUGUGAUUGGCUAAUGUCAACAAUUUGGGAGAAUUAUAAGCUCUUAGAAUUUUUGUUUUUGAAGUUAGUCUUGGUAUAUUUGUACACAAACUCUGAAGGUUAUACAAACAAUUAAUGAAGGCUCCAAUUUUCCUGGUUCCA